GUUUGCACGGAGCGGCAACCUCGCAAGCGGCACGUGUGACGCCGAGACGCGCGGCAUUCAUUGCUCAUGCACGACGCAAAGCAAGAUGGCGUUCUGUGCCGUUGAUUUUGUUCGUAUUAUUGAACAGUAUCCUUGUUUAUACAAUUACACACUAGCGGAGUAUUCUAGAAAAGAUGUCACGGAUCAAGCCUGGAGCGAAGUUUCACAUUUAACGAACACAUCUGUACCUGAAUGUCAAGUUAAAUGGAGAAAUAUAAGGAAUGGUUUCGUUCGAAGUCUCAAAUCUAUACCUCAUGGUAAACAGAAAAAGUUAUAUCACUUACACGAUGAAAUGCAGUUCAUCGUUCCGUUUCUCAAGACGCUUGUUCCAGAGAAAACAAAUCCCAAAUCAGAUGACGAACCUGUGGAAAUUGAGGUAGAGCCACUACGUAUAGAAAAACCGUCGGCAACAAUUUCUAAUUUCAAAAGACGGAAAAUAAAAAAGUAUAAAUUAGAACGACCUGAUUUCUCCUGGAUUAAAAAUAUUAGAAAUGAAAAUCCUAGGAAAAUGUUUUUACUAAGUCUCUUACCUGAUGUGGAGAAGUUGACGGAGGAGCAAAUGCGCAAGUUUAGGAUUAAGAUGCUAUUGUUACUUGAGGAUAUACAGAUGGAGACAGAAGACACAGAAGGAUAACUUCAUAUAAAAAAAUAUUUUAAAUGGUUAUGUAUAAUGUAUAUAUGCUAUGGAAAUUAUAUAUUUAUUAGAGAUAACGUUUUUUUUUUGUUUGUUAGUUUAUCUAUUGUGAAGUAUCACAAUAUAUAAUAUAUAAUAAUAAGUCAAUCUCUUGUUGAGGCCCCGGGCCUUUACCCUGGUUGCCCUUCCCUAACUUUAGCCCUCCAAAUUGUGUUUUCGCUAUGAUGUAAGAAGACAUAAUAUAAGAACUUUAUUUCUUACAGUUCAAUUAGACUAAUAUAGUUUAUAUUAAUUAU
Messenger RNA from Pieris rapae (cabbage white), 969 nucleotides. RefSeq lists its product as uncharacterized. The record is from RefSeq and is a predicted model, not a curated record. Gene Ontology annotation, molecular function: DNA binding. Gene Ontology annotation, biological process: regulation of transcription by RNA polymerase II. The transcript is spliced from 2 exons. Bases 86 to 673 code for a protein of 195 amino acids. NCBI's taxonomy places the organism in Eukaryota, Metazoa, Arthropoda, Insecta, Lepidoptera, Pieridae. Gene Ontology annotation, cellular component: transcription regulator complex; nucleus.